Molecule: messenger RNA, 531 nt
Organism: Eimeria mitis
Lineage: Eukaryota; Apicomplexa; Conoidasida; Eucoccidiorida; Eimeriidae
Exons: 2
Coding region: 1-531 (176 amino acids)
Source: RefSeq, a predicted model, not a curated record
AUGCAGAUGCAGCAGCAGAUGCAGCAGCAGAUGCAGCAGCAGCAGAAGAAGAAGAAGCAGCAGCAACAGCAGCAACAGCAUCAGCAGCAGCACUACCACCACCGCCACCACCAGCAUCAGCAGCACCACCAUCAGCAGCACCAGCAACAGCAACAGCAACAACAGCAGCAGCAGCAACAGCAGCAGCAGCAGCAGCAGCAGCAGCAGCAGCAGAAAGCUUACGGCAGCAGCAGCAACAGCAGCAACAGAAGCAGCAACUACAGCAGCACGGAGCAGCAGCAGCAGCAGAAAACAGGAGCAGCAGCGACAAACAGCAGCAGCAGCAGCAGCAAAAACAGCAGCAGCAGCAGCAGCAGCACCAGCAUCGGCAGCCGUAACCAGCAGCAGCAGCAGCAACAGCAGCAGCUGCUGCAGCAGCAACAACAGCAACACAUAGCAGCAGCAGCAGUAAUCAGCAGCAGCAGCAGCAACAACAGCAGCAGCAGCAGGAACAACAAAAGCAACAACGACAGGUCGCAGCAGCAGCAGUAA